Archocentrus centrarchus (flier cichlid) is the source of this 1495-nucleotide messenger RNA. It is a transcript of the gene clic3, whose product is annotated as chloride intracellular channel 3. The record is from RefSeq and is a predicted model, not a curated record. The transcript is spliced from 7 exons. NCBI's taxonomy places the organism in Eukaryota, Metazoa, Chordata, Actinopteri, Cichliformes, Cichlidae. Bases 192 to 911 code for a protein of 239 amino acids.
UGUGGUGGUAGAUGAACAAAAAACAGAAACAGGUGCAGAGUAGAGCAAUAAAAUAAUACAGGUGGAGGGAAGUUAAAGUACUGUUCUUGCAUCCAGUGCUGACUGUGGUCACCAGUUGACUGAAAAAAAAAUCAGUUUGUAGAACUAGCAGUGGUAGGUCGACAUCAGAGGACAGAAACUGAGAAAGAAAGAUGGCCGAGGAGCCAAAGAUUGAACUCUUCGUAAAGGCCAGUUAUGAUGCAGAGAGUGUGGGGAACUGCCCUUUCUGUCAGAGACUCUUCAUGAUUCUUUGGUUAAAGGGAGCCAACUUUACCCUCACCACUGUAGACAUGAAGAGGGCUCCAGAUGUGCUGAAGGAUUUGGCUCCAGGGUCUCAGCCUCCCUUCCUCAUCUACAACGAUGAAGUCAAAACGGACACUAAUAAGAUUGAAGAGUUCCUGGAGGAGACCUUAGCCCCACCACAGUAUCCAAAAUUGUGCUGUCGACACAAAGAGUCCAACACUGCUGGAGAAGACAUCUUCCGAAAGUUCUCUGCAUAUAUCAAGAAUCCCAAUCCUGGAUUAAACGACAUGCUCGAGAAGAAAUUUCUUUCAACUCUGGUGAAGCUGAACAUGUAUCUAGAAACUCCUCUCCCUCACGAGCUGGACCAGAACCCAGAUCUUACUGUGUCUUCACGCCUCUUCCUGGAUGGUGACAGCCUUACAUUGGCAGACUGCAACUUGCUUCCCAAACUCAACAUUGUCAAGGUGGUGAUUAAGCAGUACCGCGACUUUGCCAUCCCCACAGAGCUGAAAGGGCUGACACGUUACCUAGAGAAUGCCUACAAACGAGACGAGUUUCGCUACACCUGCCCAAAUGACUCAGAGAUUCUCCUUGCCUACCAAUCUGUCGCUCAGUACCUAAACAAAUAGAGGAGUGAACCAAAAGAGGGAGUGAUGACACAAUGUUCAUGAAAAUAGAGAAAACAAAAGAGAAAAUGCAAAAAAUACUUAAAUACAACAUGAUGAAAUAUCUGAAAAAUUAUAUCUGUGCUGAAAUUGUAUUAGUCUGUAGAUAGAAAGCAGUUCAAAUAAUUUACUUUCUAUGAAAAGUGUAGUUGUUUUCAGGAAUUUGGCUCCCUCUAGUGUCCAUCAAGCGUUUUUGUAAAUACUGUGCAUGUAUUGUGUCUAAGCAUAAUAUUAGUGACUGUAUAUUAGUAGCAGCAGUUUAAAACAGGUUUAAUUUAAAUGAAAAAAAUGAAGGGUGAAGGAAAAUAAAGAAUAUAUAUUAUUUAAUAUGGACAAUAUUAAAGGGUAAAUAUAAAAAACUGGUUAAUGUUGAUAAAUGAAUGCUGUGUGAGCACGUGAAAGUCUUUGCUAAUUAAUUCCUACUUUAAAGUUGUCAUCAGUAAUCAUUACUUAACUUUAAUGGUAACUUCACCAUGAUAGAGUACAGAACCGAGCAUGAAACCAUAUCAGUUUGUUAAUGGCAACUGAAUGACAGAAAUAAAAGUAUU